This is a messenger RNA of Eucalyptus grandis, 1403 nucleotides long. RefSeq names its product secretory carrier-associated membrane protein 3. Lineage: Eukaryota; Viridiplantae; Streptophyta; Magnoliopsida; Myrtales; Myrtaceae. Gene Ontology annotation, cellular component: trans-Golgi network membrane; recycling endosome membrane. Bases 182 to 1105 code for a protein of 307 amino acids. Gene Ontology annotation, biological process: protein transport. The transcript is spliced from 14 exons. The record is from RefSeq and is a predicted model, not a curated record.
AACCUCUCUCUCUCUCUCUCUCUAGCAUUUCAAAGCGUACGUAUUUGUCCGCGAGCUGACCGAAGACCAAGUUGUCUCUCUCUCUCUCUAGAAGAGCUUAACUUUCGUGGAAAGGCUCGAGCUUUCAACUGCUGCGAGCGUUUGAAUUCCUUCUUUGAGCUGAGGCGAAGCGUCUUGGACCAUGGCCGGCCGUUACGACAAGAACCCCUUCGACGAGGAAGAAGUCAACCCUUUCUCUGACCCAGCAGUCAGGACCAAAGCUUCCACAAAAUAUGGCGGGGGUGCGUUUUCUACGAGUACUGGGGGUCUACCGAACUCAAGGCUUUCGCCACUUCCCCCAGAGCCUGCAGACUUUUACGAUCGUGGUGCAACAAUUGAUAUUCCUCUUGACACGGCAGGAUCAGGUUAUCAGGAUUUGAAAAGGAAGGAGAGGGAACUCCAAGCUAAGGAGGCUGAACUGAAGAAAAGGGAACAGGAAGUUCGACGGAAAGAAGAAGCUUUAGCUCGAGCUGGUGUUACAAUAGAGGAAAAAAAUUGGCCACCGUUUCUCCCCAUUAUCCACCAUGACAUUGCAAAUGAAAUUCCGAUUCAUCUUCAGAGGUUACAAUAUGUUGCAUUCACAACAUUUCUAGGAAUGGUGCUAUGUCUGUUUUGGAACAUAAUAGCCGUGACAACAGCAUGGAUUAAGGGGGAAGGUGUUAAAAUCUGGUUCCUUGCACUCAUCUACUUCAUCUCGGGAGCUCCAGGUGCUUACUUUCUGUGGUAUCGCCCACUUUACCGUGCAUUUAGGACUGAUAGUGCUAUAAGGUUUGGCUGGUUUUUCCUGUUUUACUUGCUCCAUAUAGGCUUUUGCAUCAUCGCUGCAGUUGCUCCCCCAAUAGUAUUCAAAGGAAACUCUCUCGCGGGUAUAUUGGCAGCAAUUAAUCUUUCAAACAAAGGCGCCAUAGUUGCGAUCUUCUAUUUCGUUGGCUUCGGGCUAUUCUGUGUGGAGACGUUGCUUAGCAUCUGGGUCAUUCAGCAAGUGUACAUGUACUUCCGGGGAAGCGGGAAAGCCAAUGAGGUGAGGCGCGAUGCUGCCAGAGGCGCCAUGAGGGCGGCAUUGUAAGCCAGAAUCCGGAAGCACGAUGAGUCGGUUGGUUUCGCUCCUGUUCAUACUUGUCUGUACGGUUACCCUUUGUGGUUAGUGAUGCUUUGUCGAAACCAAGAUUAUGCAUUUUUCGCUCGGCUCGAGGGAUCAUUGCAAAAAUUCCAUGUUGUAAUCAGGGUGAUGUAGAGUUUUGUUGUUUUACAAGUCUCAACAGUGUUGAACCCAUACGUUGAGUUUGAAGUCGUUAUUAAAGUUGCGAGCAGAGUUCCCCUCAAGCAGGCUUUGCUGGUGUUUAACCGGCGGAAAUUAGAGAAAA